Messenger RNA from Myxozyma melibiosi, 3687 nucleotides. Its product is annotated as sterol-sensing domain of SREBP cleavage-activation-domain-containing protein. Bases 1 to 3687 code for a protein of 1228 amino acids. Gene Ontology annotation, biological process: regulation of cholesterol biosynthetic process; SREBP signaling pathway. Gene Ontology annotation, cellular component: Golgi membrane; SREBP-SCAP complex; endoplasmic reticulum membrane. The record is from RefSeq and is a predicted model, not a curated record. Lineage: Eukaryota; Fungi; Ascomycota; Lipomycetes; Lipomycetales; Lipomycetaceae. Gene Ontology annotation, molecular function: sterol binding; protein binding. The transcript is spliced from 3 exons.
AUGCUCCGGACCGCCGUGCUCGCCCUCUUCCGCGGCACGCGCUACGCAAACGACCUCAUGCCGGACAGCGUUCUCUUCCAGUACUUCCGUCAGCUCGCCGUCUUCGUCGUCUACUCCCCCCAGAUCGUCAUCCUCGUCGCCGCCGCUCUCGCCCUCGUCCUCGCGUUCCCCGGCGCUGUUGACGUGAUUAGAUCCCCCGGCCUCGACUAUGUCUGGGAUGACCUCUCCGCCUCCUCCCCCCCGGAUCUCGUCGUCAGACAGGCCUGGCUUCGCGGGCCGCUCUCAGACUCUCUCCAGAUUGCGUGGGCUAUAACCUCCUCCGUCUCCCAUGCGCUCGAUUCCUCCUCCUCUCCCUCCACCUCCUCCACCUCCUCCACCUCCUCCUCCUCCAUCCUAUCCCCCACCGAGCUCUGGCCUUCCCGAGACGCCUUCCUCGCUGAUCCCUUCCCCUCCUCAACUCUCUCCCGCGCUCCCUCCGCUCUCGUCGCAAACGACUCUCUAAUCCUAUCUCUUAUCUCCACCUCCCAUUCCACCGACGCCCUCUGGACAUCCUCCAUCAAAUCCAUUGACGGCGACAACCUCGAGACCCGCUACUCCGCCCACUCCACCGUCGGCAUCCUCCGUCACAUCCCCACCUUCUCCCCGGUCUCUGGAUUCAUCCUCGCCGCCGCCUACCUCGCCGCCCUCAUCUACCUCGUCAUCUCCCUAAAACGCAUGCCCGCCAUGCGCUCAAAAUACGGUCUCUUUGUCGCCUUCAUGGUGGAGGUCGCCCUCUCGCUAGCUGGCGCCGCCACGCUCCUGCACUGGCUCGACGCCGACUCGGCCCGUCUACCCAUCUCCUCCUUCCCCUUCAUCUUCUUCGUCCUCGCCACAGAAAACAUGUUCCGUCUCCUAAAUGCGCUCGCAUACACAAAACCCGACCAGCCAGCAACAGUGCGCAUCGGCACCGCACUCGGAAAAGUUGGCUUCCUCUCCACAGUCACCUACCUCUCAAACAUCGGCAUCCUCGUCCUCGCCGGCAUCCUCACGUCGCCUCCCGUGCGCCAGAUUUGCAUUUUCACAGUCCUCGCUCUCAUCAUCGACUACUUCCUCCACAUGUCCUACUUCGUCGCCGUGCUCUCGAUCGACGUCCGCCGGCUCGAGCUCGAGGAUCUCAUCCAGUCCAGUCUCGACGCGCCUUCAAACGACGCCGAUGACUCGGAUGACGACGACAUUCUCGCCCUCGACGAGUCGGUUCAAAGAUCAUGGAAUCCGUUCCCAAAGAUCCUCGGAUACUUCACCAGAGGUCGAGUGCCGACAACCACAACCGCCGGCACAGCUGUGAUGGGUUGCUUCUUGCUGCUCAUCCAGUUCCACUAUCUUGGCCAGCUCAUUCCAUCUUCUCUCCUCACAAUGCACUGGUCCUCGUUAAUAGCCGGCCACAGAUCAAGCGUAUGGUGCAGGAUACCAGAGUUUUUCAGCUGCAUAGCUGACGAUCUGGCUGCUCUUCUCCCCCCCGGCCGGUCAUCAAUCUCCGUCGAGUUUUACGAGCCAGACUACUUCACCAUCGCAACAAACAGUACGCAGGACUUAUUCGUCGCCGACCCUUCUCUAACCUCCUCCCUCUCCUCCUCCGCAAUCCUGCCCUCCUCCGGCGUGUUCUUCGUCACCCUCCUCAUCCUCGCGCUUCUCACCACCGCGCUCGUCCUGCAACACAUGCUCCGCGACGUGCGCGACGAAGCCGCUUCCGAUCCGCGAUUUCGAUCGAGCCCCGUGUUUGUCACCAAAGACCUGUCCGGCUGCCACUCGCUCGACGUCGUCCGGCUCGCGACCUCGUCCAACGGCCUCGUCGCCUCGCUCGGUCUCGACCACAAGAUCUUCAUCUGGCAAGUCAACAGCUCGUCGCACAAGAAGCUCAAGGCGAGCAAAGUCCCGCUGCCGUCCGAGCCCACGACAUGGCCGGUGAGUGCGAUCGCGCUCGACACCGACGGCCGGUUUCUGGCGAUCUGCAGCAAGAGCGGCAAAGUGCACUGCUGGUCGAUCGCGACCUCGCGCUUCGUGUGGACGGUCGAGCUCGCGGGACUCGAGAACGCGGCGCCGGCGGCGAUUCUGUUUUUGACGGAAAAAGUGCCGGGCAUGGUGACGCGCGUGAACUUGGUCGUCGUUGGCCGGAACGGGAUGCUGUACCAGAUCGCGACGGACUCGAGCGGGGUUGUGUUUGAGCACAAGAUCACGGACGAGACGCUGGACUCUGCCGAGAAGCUGUUCACGCCGCGGUUGCCGAAGCGCAUUGUUUCGGCUACGAGGGCCGGGAAUAUCGUGAUUACGAUGCUGGUCCGAACGACGUGGAUCUCGCAAAAGCUCGAUCUGCGGCCGGGAAUGACUGUGAUUCUCGAGCAGCAGCAGAUCCUCAACCCGAUGAACCCGAAACCCGACAUCCUGACCUCGAACGCACAAAACAAGCCGCAGAACCCGAACGAGAUUAUGUCGAUCGUGCCGUUGCCGCAGAUCGGAAUGGUCCUCCGUACGCGGGGGAUCAAGCUUGAUCUGAUUGACGUGCAGACCGGGACGAUUGUCAAGGAAUUUCAAAUCGGGCAGUACCGACGGGGCUCGCUACACGCGUUCCAUGACCACACCCAGCACUGUCCGUUCUGCGGAUGUUCGACGAUCGCGACGCUGUGCAUCGUCUACACCGAGCGUGAGUCGGGGAUGAUGAUCAUGCACACGUUUGUGGCGACGAACCGGGCGAGGAAAAACAUCUGCUUGCGAGUCGAGCGAGAUCCGCGAGAAAAACGAUGUAUCGGAUUCGAAGGCGUGCUGGAGCGACAACAUUGGCUCGCGGACGUCAGCGGGUGGGAGGUCACUGAUAUCAACGUCGUGAUGGGCAUCCGUCGCAAGACAAGCACGUUGGCCGAUCUCGCGAUCCACUCGGCCUCACACACCAACGACGGCCAUUCAACCUCAGAAGGGCUGCAUCAUCGCGUGGCGAACGGCAGUGGUCCGGCGGCGGCAGGAAACGAGGUCGCGUUGAAAAAGUAUGGUAGAAGUUCAGAUGGCCAGGUCAAGGAAGAAUGCUGGGAAGGCUGGACGAUGGGCAUGGACGGCACCGUCAACACGUACGACCUCCGACCGGACAACAUCCACCGGGACCUGCAGCGGUACCCGCGGUCGCGCACGCGACAGCGCACAUACAGCUCGUCAUCGGACGAAGAGUACGACGCGGAUACCAACGGCAACGGCGAAGAAUACCCAAAACCAGGCACCUCGGCGCGCCGGCGCAAGAAACGACAUACCCACCACUACCACGUGCACCCGAACGUGCAGGACCUACUCGUCUCGCACAUCGGCCCGGUCGCGAAACUAGGCCACCGGUCGACGGUGAUUGGGUUCGGCAACACGGUGCGCGUGCUGUACUUUGGCUCUGAGGAAAUCAUCUCGCCGAACGACAACUCCGUCGACGACGACGACGUCGGGCUCGCGUACGUCUCGCGCAGACGCCGCGCAGGCCGCCGCUCGGACUCGAGAGGAAGUAUCGGAUCCCCCGCCGCGAGCCCGAUGCGCGUCGCAUCGAGCGGGCAUGGCGGCGGCCUGAUGAGCGGGGGCCUGAUGAACGGCGCGCGGCACGCAGGGGGCGGGCUGACCCGAGGCGGGCUGAUGGGCGGCAGCGCUCGUAGGGGGGGUUUGAUGGGCGGCGGAGCUCGGUUUUGA